Fundulus heteroclitus (mummichog) is the source of this 2735-nucleotide messenger RNA. It is a transcript of the gene rhoca, whose product is annotated as ras homolog family member Ca. The transcript is spliced from 5 exons. NCBI's taxonomy places the organism in Eukaryota, Metazoa, Chordata, Actinopteri, Cyprinodontiformes, Fundulidae. Gene Ontology annotation, biological process: small GTPase-mediated signal transduction. Gene Ontology annotation, molecular function: GTPase activity; GTP binding. The coding region runs from base 122 to 703 and encodes 193 amino acids. The record is from RefSeq and is a predicted model, not a curated record.
GUCAGCUUCCAAAGUUAGUCAGCACUGUGGACAGAAGAAGGCUCUCUGUGAACCACCAGCAAAACUCUCUGAGGGAAAGUGGACUCAUUGUCUUUGUGCGUGUAUCCGGCUGUUUGCAGAAAUGUCAGGAAUUCGGAAGAAACUGGUGAUCGUUGGAGACGGAGCUUGUGGGAAAACGUGUCUUCUCAUAGUGUUUAGUAAGGACCAGUUUCCUGAGGUCUAUGUCCCAACAGUGUUUGAGAACUACAUUGCGGACAUCGAAAUUGAUGGAAAGCAGGUGGAGCUGGCGUUGUGGGAUACUGCAGGCCAAGAGGACUACGACCGGUUGAGGCCUCUUUCGUACCCCGACACAGACGUCAUCCUCAUGUGCUAUUCCAUUGACAGCCCAGAUAGUUUAGAGAAUAUUACUGAAAAGUGGACGUCUGAGGUGAGACACUUCUGUCCAAACGUUCCAAUCAUCCUGGUGGGGAACAAGAAGGAUCUGCGGAACGACGAAAACACACGGAAAGAACUGGCCAAGAUGAAGCAGGAGCCGGUGAAGACAGAAGAAGGAAAAGACGUGGCGAUGCGGAUCGGGGCUUUCGGCUUCUUGGAGUGCUCUGCUAAGACGAAGGAUGCUGUCCGGGACGUGUUUGAAUUGGCCACGAGAGCAGCGCUGCAGGUCAAAAAGUCCAAAACGAUGAAAGGCUGCGUGCUGCUGUGAGCCGUAUCCAGGCCCAGAAACCAUGAAGUUAGCUGACCUGUAGAAGUAAAGCAGGACGCACAGAGAGGACUGACCUUUAUUCAAACUGAUCGCUGUACUGUAUCUCACGUAUAAUUCAAAGGGGGGAAAAUAAAUCAGGCAGGCAAAGGGAGUGAAGACAAACAUACCAAGUACAAAGAAUGGACAUUACUGUAUAUUAUUGCUAUGAUUAAAAGUGACGUUAUAAGCCUUAUGUUUUGCUUUUGUUGCAGACCGUCAUUACACUAAACUUUUUUUUUUGUUUGUUUUACAUUAUUUUCUACUUCGUUAUUCUUUGCAAAACCAGGGGAGCAGCAUCCUAUGAUCUUUAUGGAGGAAGUCUUGCGUUACCAAUUCAGCUCUGUUUACAAUGGAAAUAUCCUUUAAUGGGUGGACCUGGUGCCUGUUUUAAGUUCCCACAACGCCAUUUGUACAUGUUGGGUUUCAAACGGGCUAAAAUAGGAGAGAACCGUUCGCUGUGCUGUAACAAAACCACAACUUUUAGCUCUGCUGGCAGAUCAUGACGCAAAAAAAAUGGCUACCUGCACUCCUUCACAUUCUCAGUAUUUUAGUCUAUGCACGUUAAACGUAAACGCAGCAAAUGGCUUUUGACACGAGGGAAAUGAUCUGUGAAGUGGGCUUUCCCUUCUGUGAACUAAUUCAGCCUUCUCUUAAAUAAGGAUAAUCUGCGAAGUGGAUGAAGAUGAUAGGAGGCAGAUGCUACAAUCUGACAACGAGCCACUGUGACUCGUUUGUGCACAAUAGAGGUCAGGACUAACAGGAGGACGACUUGGCUGAAAGAGAUCACACAAAGCCAUGACCUGUUUAUUUGUCCUACAUUUUUCUGCUUCUUCUCAACUGAGUCAGUCUCAAUUACUGCUGGAAUUUAACCAGCGGUCUACCAGUUGGCCCUGUUUGGCAGGCUCACGUUUUCCAGUAAGACGGCAUUCUUUACACCUCUGAGAAGAGCAGAGACGUAAUCGAAUAGUUUUAGCCCAGUGCAUCCAGUUUCCCCUCCCCAGACCAGACAGUGUGGCGUCCUGAUGCUAGCUAGCCAAAGAAGAAAAGUGUAAACUUCUUGACAUGUUUGACAAAAGCUUCUCUUUGAUUUGACGGACUUUUUUUUUUUCUUUUUUUGUAAAAGACCGCUAUGCAGUUUGGACUCAAGUAUUGAUCACAAAAACUGACGAAACGUCGAUGAAAAUACAAAAAUACUACCUUAUUCUCGUGCACCUUAAAAAAAAAUGACAAAACCUAAUUUCAAAGCAGCAGACCUUUGCCUUCAGACUCACCUUGUGAUUGCAUAUCUGUCGGUCCACAGUUGAUGUAAAAAAAAGGACACUUUCAAGUGCUUCUUUUUUGCCUGUGUUAAUUUUUUGGUCUUCUUUGCAUGAAGGAUGACUUUUUAAAGUCUCAGUCAAAAAGCUACUUUCUUAACCAAGUACACCAGGGUGGUAAGAGGUACGCCCAGUCUGUCAGUACUGUUUGCACAUCAAGCUCAAUCCCGCUGCUGGUUAAUGACCGAGCAACAGUUUCUGUGUUGAAGGUUUUAGACGACAAGCUCAACAUCAAGACAAAUGAACAGAUUGGAAAUUGUAUGUAAAGAUGCCUUCUGCUUUUUGACAGCCGUGGCUGAGUUUGAAAGCUUUAUGAGCUCUAUGCUAAGUAAUUGACAUGAAUCAGAGCUUAACACAGAAAAAAAAAAAAAAAAAAAAUUUGAAUAAAUAAAAUUCCUUCAAAGCAGCAGUUAGGUAAAUGUAUCACCGCUGCCAUACAGCCGACAUUUUGUAUGCAGGCAAUCUGAAGGAAAAUCAAACUAUUAUGAUAGAAAUAGACAGUUAUGAAAAGCCUCGGCCAUACAGGCAUAUCAAUCUCAAGCUUCUGCUCUGUUUCUUAGUUAGAGUGAGUUUUUUUUAAAUCAAAGGAUGAUCUAACUAUGGCACAGUUACAACCACAUUCGAAACUAUAUGGUCUGUUUUGUCUGACCUGAAUGAUUAAACUAUUUUUGAAACAA